Hippoglossus stenolepis (Pacific halibut) is the source of this 11447-nucleotide messenger RNA. RefSeq names its product G patch domain containing 8 (gene gpatch8). The record is from RefSeq and is a predicted model, not a curated record. Gene Ontology annotation, molecular function: nucleic acid binding. The transcript has 10 exons. The coding region runs from base 5955 to 10286 and encodes 1443 amino acids. Lineage: Eukaryota; Metazoa; Chordata; Actinopteri; Pleuronectiformes; Pleuronectidae. Gene Ontology annotation, cellular component: nucleus.
GCUACGUCAGUGGAGCAGAUCACGUAAACCACAGACAUGAAAGCAUUAAUAUGUCUGAGCUGAAUUCCCACAGGUGACACUGUAACAUCCUGCUGGAGACAGGUUCGUGAAAAGUCAGUUGACUGAAUCGGUUGUGAAGUGCGCAGCAUCCUCAUCAUCAUCAUCUUCAUCGCCACCACCACAACCGACACAGCGCUGGUGUGUAGGACGCGGACGGAGCGAGCAGCGGAGAAGCUGCUGCUGUGUUCAGAAAAUGGCCGACAGAUUUUCUAGGUUCAACGAACAGCGUGAUUUCCAGGGUGGAAAUCACUUUGACCAGUAUGAAGAGGGCCAGCUGGAGCUGGAGCAGGCGUCCCUGGACAAGCCCAUCGAAUCGCGAAUCGGCCCCUAUUAGCUAAGCAGCAAUGACCCGCCCAGUAUUUUAAAGCCAGGAUAACAUCGGACACCGGCUGCUUCAGAAACAUGGCUGGAAGUUGGGGCAAGGACUUGGCAAAAGCAUGCAGGGUAAGGUUUGUUGGAUCCCCUCUGUAUGUCAUGUGUGUGUGCGAGUGUGGGUGUGUUUUCUUUCUCCCACUCUGCCGUUGACCUCAAUGUAACACCCUUUUACAGUGUACUGUAGGCUAAUGGCCUCUGUCAGCUUCUUCCUCUUUGCUGCAUAAUCACUAAACCUUUAUUUCAAUCUGCUCGAGAGUAAAAUGCUUCGAUUUAAACCAAGAACAAAAAUCUCUUUUGAAUCGAGGUAGAUGUAGGAAGCCAUGAUUCCAUCAAAUCCCUUAGAAUCAUCAUCUCCACGUAUUUUAGAUUUGUUUUUCCUCUUUGAGUUUCCGUGGCUGCUGUCGGGUAUCUGAUUGGCUGUAACCACGGCUCAGACUUUGAAUGGCUUGCAGAGUAGACACGUUUUCCCCCGUCUGCUUGUUUGCCUGUUUCUACCUCCAAACCUGUUAAACUUGUGUGAAUGUGUGUGGUCAUUAUGUGGGACUGAGACACAUGUGUGUUUGUGGAUGUGUGUGUCUGUUACUGACCGGGCCAUAGAGUCAACUUACAGGGAAAACCUCACCACCCUUCUACACCCGAAGUCUCUGUCCCCAUGGUUACACUCCCAUCCUCCCCCUGUUUAUUUGCUCCUCCUGCACAGCAUGUUUGUCCCAGAGGUGCACAAUUGCCUGCCCCAGACUGUCACUCACCUGGGUCUUUAAGCAGUGGUGGAGGUAACGCACUGAACUCCCACUUUCACAGUCCAAACGGCUGCACAGUUCACAUUUUUAAGUGUACUUUGGUUAAAAAUUGCAAUGCAGAACCUGCUCUAAGCACUGCUUAAAGCCUUGCUGGCUACUUCCUCAGAUACAUUUUAUGUGUGUGUUAUAUGUCCACUUUUUGUGGGGUUAAGCACAUCCCCAAACAAGCUUUGUGGCUUUAGGCUAGGGAGGAAAUGAAGGAAUCUCAGGGAGAAUUACUAACUGGGCUGACAAGCGUUUGCAAAGCAAAAAGCUCAAAGGGGGAAAAUGGUGGUUGUCCCUAGAGGUACUUAUCAUCUCAUCUCAAUAUAUUUGACCAAGUUUAAAAAGGCUUAAAUGUUUCCCUGUACCACGCACUGUAAAAGUAGAGGUAAGCUUUGAUUCACAUUUUUUGUUAAAUGAUGCAACUCCUUUCUUCCGUUAUCUGUACGACUUGAGGUACCAUCAGUUUUUUAUCACUCCCUCACCCAGUACAGCUCCUCCAAAAGUUUUUACUUUAUGGGUUUCUUUGGCUCGGCUAAGGUAAAAAAUAAAAAAAAAAGUCAUUAGUGGUGUAACGGACCACGGUUGAUCAGUUCGGAAUGCAUGUGAAUUGCAGAUUAAUGACAAAGUUUACAUAUUGUUUUAAAGUACAGUUUGUCGCUUGCACUUUUUAAAGUAAUGAUAGCAUAAAUCUCAAUCCAGAGAUGCAGUUAAAUCAAAGUAGUAACAUUUAAGUCACAUGUAUGGGAGCAUUUAGGCUUCCCAGUUAAAUCUACAGGGACCAGCCCUUUAAAAACAGUGUUUUCCACAAAAUUGAUUCAGUCUGUGGGGGUAGCGCUGGUGCACCUGCACUCGCUCACAGUUUGCUCUCUUGUGCAACAGAGGACGAAUGACAAGUGUACAGACUAGAGAGUAAAAAGAGUAGUUCUCUUGUGUGAGAGAACAACAGUGUAUGCCAUUCGUGGUUAUGCAAACAGCUGCAGCUGAAACUAUGACGUCUCACUGCGUGUAGGGUAAAAACUGGCUGGGCGAUACGGAAAAAAAUCUUAUAAAGAUCAUUUUUUUCCACAUCACUCGAUUUCGAUAUAUAUCACGAUAUAAAUCAAAUCACUAUUUCUGCCAUAUCUAAUUCAGAUGGUAAAAAAGAUUAGUGGUAUUACCUCUUUGUGGAAACUUUCUACACAAUUUUGCAGUGCACGCUUCUCUGCUUCAUGUCGGACUUUAAAUACCCAAAAUAUCUCCACUCUACCGAAUUCUUCUGACCCUUCUUUUCAGCAAUGUCCUCGUCUUUUGAGCCUUGGGCUGUGUACGUUGGGGAGUGUUCUUCGGUAACGCUGUCGCUCAAGUUUUGGUUAAAAUUUUCUGUCGUCAUUUUCUCUUUUAUGUCACUCCCACUCCGGGCGUGCUGUUGUGCACAGCGGCUGUAGCCAAAACAGUAGCACGUGUGCUGCUGCUACUCCUACGCUCUGUGUUGUGUGCGUUGCGCGGCGCUAUUCUCAUUAUCAUUGGCUGUUCGUGUUGUUUGUCAAAACAUACAUGGAAUGAGUUAUAUCGACGUUGUAUCGACCAUGUCUUGUAUUUCUAUCGAGGAAUUGUUAUUUCGCGAUAACUAUCUUUAUCGUUUUAUCGCCCAGCCCUAUGUGGCGGUAUAAAUUGGAAGUUGGCGGACCACCACAGUCUAGAUAAUAAAUGGGGAAACACUGAAGACAAAACAAUAACUUAAGUUAUUUUUUAUUUACUGUCAUGUUGCAAUUUAAUAUUAAGUAUAUUGUUUUAAAACUUGAUUUAGACAUUGACGCCUAGAGUGUAUAAAAGUUCUUUAAUAAAAAAAUCUAUUUAUAUUUGUCUCCCUUUUUUGUUCCAUUAGUAAAAAAAAUGAUCCGAUCCUUGACUAAAAACCAUGAUCUGAUCCGAACUGUGAGUUUUGAGCUCCGUUGCACUGCUACUAGUUAAAUACAUCUGUAUUUUGCUUUGCUAAUACAAGGAUAUAUGACGUUUGGUAUACUUUGUAAGGGGUGGUUGUUUGGUUUCCUGGGGGCAUACUGUGGUUGAGAGAGAAAGAUGAUGCCAGGUUUAGGGGCCUGGGCACUGGGACCAGUGGUUGGAAGAGAGUGGUGAGAGGAAAUCCCUGUAAGCACUUAGCCCUGAGUAAAGAGAUGAGGGGGGUGGGGGGUGACACACUGAAGCCCCUCUGGUAAUAAACCCCCCUUAACCCCACAAUCACACUCCCAACCCUACCCUCCCUUCUCUAUGUGCCUCAAUCUUCCUGCUUAACCAAUUGGUGUUUCUUUUUUACAGCGAUUUGAUCCUGCCCAUGUUGUGCUGAUGGUAAACUUAGUGGUAAAUGUUAUUUUAUCCCCCAAUUGAAUUGUUUUCUUUUUAAAAUUUCUUUUAAUUUCUCCCAUUUGUUUUUUGUUUUCCUCUCAUCAGACCACCAAUGCUACAUAGGCUUUCAAUUCUUUCUGUAUUAGUCCUCAUUCUGCUGCUUGUAUAUUAUCAUGCAUAUGUAUUACUCUUAGAACAUUGUCAUUUUGUUUGUUUUCAGUUUUUUUUAAACCUUGUGAUUCACACCCUGUGAUUUAGAUGCACAUUGUUUUUGUCUGGUCCCUUUGUUUUCCACUGGAAUGGGUAAUGUGGAAGUUUUGUCACUGUGUUUUAAAAAUUGGUGAUAGUUUGGGAUGAGUGUAAUUGUUCAUUAAUCUUUAAUUCUUGGCCUGACUUGUGACUCCUUUCAGACAGACCACUGCAGUGGCUGACUAACAGACCAAACCCUGUUUUUGGUUUCACUUCUCUACUGCUGUUAGGCAAAUUGCAUGAACACACAUGUCUAUCAGUAGAUAGUCUUGUGAUCUACAAAUCACACAAUCUCCUCACCUCCUUUGUGGAAUAAGGCCUCCACAAUCACGUUGUCAGUAAGUGUUAGGCCAUAGCAGCUGACAGACACUGCAGUGGGACUGAGAGUCCAGGCAGGCCUCUAUAUGUUACAAUGCCCAUGCAUCUAUGAUUUCAGAAUUAAUAUGUCAUUGGGCUGUGAUGACUAAAUUAUUCAAGGAAACCACAGAUAUUUACCUGUAGUAACAUUCUUACCCUUCUCUGUCCAGGAAGGUAAGAAUGUGCCUGAUAGUAGCCUCAUUUGAAGUAAUAAAUUAAAAGUUUGAAAGCCUUCAAAUGCAUACAUAUUUAAUGCAUUUUGUCUGUGGACGUGUUUUGCCUAAAAAUAUUGCUUUGACAGGACAAUGACACAUCUAUAGAAUUUUUCCUCAAUACUUGAGAAAACCUUAAUUAUCACAAGAAUUAAACCUAAAUUGUUAAUUUCUAAUCCCAGUGUUCACAGCUAUUCCAUAUGCCCAAUGGUAUACAUCGAAAAUUGAUUCAUGGAGAAAAAAAAACCCCUAACUUGAAUAUGUGGAAGGAAAAAAAACUGAAACCAAACUGAAUUGAUAAUCACUAUCAGUAAAAUGGAUUAUUGUAUCUGGCUGGCAACAGGAGCAGCAGACUAGUCCAAAUUCUUCUUUUAUGCCUUUUUGUUUUGAGAUUCCCGUGUCUGUCUGUCUGUCCUUCCCUUCCUUCUCCUCCUACCCAUAUCCAUGUUUUACCAGGUAAGUAUCCCCCAUCCCUUGCACUGUCACCAUGGCGAUACCUGGCCUGUGACGUCACUCUGCUGUAGUUCAGUGCUUGUGUCCUUUUUUAAUUUUACUCUUGUCUUUAUCUCUGCUUUGUUUGGCUGAUUAUGAGUGGAUUAAGCAGUUCUGUGUCAAUCUCCAAAGUAGUUUUGAUUUUUUUAUAUAUUUUAAUGUUUCAUUCUGUUUUUUGUUUUUUUUGGUUGUCUUUGGUUUGUUUUAUUUUUCUACAGUUAAUUUCCUUCUGAUCUAGCUCUUUUCACAGCUUACAUAACAUAGCUUAAGCAAACAAAGGGAAAAAUCUUAAAGCUCCAGUCUUGAUGAGGAAGGGGCUCUGGGACAAGGGGGAACCGAUUUGAACCUUGGGACAGUUAAAUGGUCUUUCAGGGGUCAGCCAGCCCGCACACAGUGCAGAAAGAGAUGAUGCAAUAGGCCUUAGAUAAUAUUAGGAGGCUUUGUUCCCCCUCACGGAGGAUGUCGCAGUGGCACUCGGUGAGCUCAGCUGUGCUGGCAGCUGCUGCCACUGCAACUCCCUUCAGACACACACACAUGCAAACACACACCACCCACCGCAGUCCUUCAAGCUGUAUCGUCCUUGAUAAACUUGGCAUUCUGAUUUAACAGGACUGCUGCAAUGAACGGGUGGAGGAGGGGUACUGGGCAGAGUAACUAUACUGAAAAGAUAUACAAACAGAUCGGCUUGUAGCUGACUAGCUUAUUUCAAGUGAACUUUAUCUUUUUCCUGUAAGACAUGUAGCCAAACAACCCUGAUGCCCUUGACCUCAUCUAAUUCAACAAGACAACAGUAAAGUGCAGCUAAUUUGAAUUAUUCAAAUGCUAAUCAGCAGCCAGGACAAAUGAAACGCAUAGGGUAAAUUGGUAUGUACUUGGUGGCUGCAGUAAGCUGUGAGAAUGGCUGGUGUUUGGUUCACUGUAGCUUUCUGGUCUCUUUGCACUUCAAGGCAAAAUUCUCUAACCCCAGCACCCUAUGCUCUAAAAGCAGGCUGUCUCCGAGCUGACCCUCCGUCCCAGCCUCAAAAACUCACCUCGUCCUUUCUCUGUCUCUUCUCCCUCAGGACGCACCGACCCUGUGCCCAUUAUCCUCAAAUAUGAUGUCAUGGGGAUGGGACGGAUGGAGAUGGAGCUGGACUAUGCAGAGGACGCCACAGAGAAGAGAAGAGUCCUGGAAGUUGAGAAGGAGGAUACAGAGGAACUGCGUCAAAAAUACAAGGACCAGGUGGAAAAGGAGAAAGCCAUUGCAAAGGCUCUGGAGGACCUGAGAGCCAACUUCUACUGUGAGCUAUGUGACAAACAGUACACCAAGCACCAGGAAUUUGACAACCACAUUAACUCUUAUGACCACGCUCACAAGCAGAGGCUUAAAGAGCUGAAGCAGAGAGAAUUUGCUCGUAAUGUGUCCUCACGUUCACGAAAGGGUGGAAAGAAGCAAGAAAAAAUGCUACGCCGAUUACACGAGCUGGCUGAGCAGAGGAAACUCCAGGAUCGUACUCCAGGAAGUGGGCCCAUGUUCAAAACGACCACAGUGGCUGUGGACGGAGAGAAGGCAGAAGAUGGUGACAACAUGAUGCCCGAGAACCCUGCUUUGACAGAUGGUGCCCUGGAAGGAUCACCGACAGAAAAAAGUGGGCAAACCUCCCCGAAGCCUGGCCCAGCCAUCAGCUUCUCUCUAGGAAAGAACAGCUCCUCAUCCCCGACCCCAAGUGGUUCGUCAAAAGUCAGUGUUUCCUUCUCUUUUGCAAAGAAAGCUCCAGUGAAGCUGGACACGGUGGCUGCAGUGUUUGCUGAUCAUGGUGAGGAGGCUAUGGAGGAAGACGAGAACCAGGAAGGGGAAAAGACAGCAGAACAAGAGGAGACGUCUGGCUGCGGAACAGAAAGCCCCAAGGGAAUAUCAAUAGGGGUUGAAGUAGCAGAGGUUGGUGGUCCGGCAGGGACGGAAGAGGUGGAGCAGCCCGACGAUGGAGGCUCUCUAGCCUCCACACUCAACAAACUGAAGAUGAUGAUGAAAAAAGAGGAAGGAUAUGCUGGACAGGAGCCUGAGUACUAUCACUAUGUACCUCCAGCUCACUGCCGGGUAAAACCUCACUUUCAGUUUUUGCUGUUCAUGAAGGCCACUGAUCAGUCUCAGAUCAAAGAAGAAGAAGAAGAUGAAGAAGAAGAAGAAGAUGAAGAAGAAGAUGAUGAUGAUGAGGAAGAGGAAGAGGGGCCAGAGGAAAAAAAGGGUGAAGAUUGUCCUGAACAGACAGAAUCCAAUGUUGCAGAUUGUAAGACUGAUCAAGAACAAGUUCAUGAACAAGAUCAAGAACAAGGAGAUGCCCCUCCAGCUCCUGACCCAGACCCAACUCCUCUUUCGCCUAAAGUGCAGACAGAGGAUGUUUCUUCAUGCGCAGUAGACACAGCUACUAUGGUACCCACAGCUACUAUGGUACCCACUUCACCUACACAAAAACCAGAGAGCACACAGGAAAUUCCGGAUUCAAAUUCAGGCCCUAAAAUCCCCACUGGACCCUUCUUCCCAGUUCUUAGCAAAGAUGAAAGCACGACCCUGCAGUGGCCCUCUGAGCUCCUCGAAUUUACAAAAGCUCAGCCUUCCCUGUCUUACAGUUGUAAUCCCCUCUACUUUGACUUCAAGCUAUCCCGCAACAAAGGAGCGCGUGGUGGUAAAGCAGCAAAGUCCUCUAAGCCUGAAGAAUCUGAUGACAAGGGACAAGAGGUAGCGACCUCAACAGCGGAAGUAGAUUCAACGACUAAACCUGGGACCAGCACUGACAAAGAUAAGCCAUUGACGAAGGGAGAACCUGGUAAAUCAGAAGGUGAUCAGCAAAAGCCUGCAACUGGCAGCAGUAGUGUCAAGAAAAAAAAGAAAAAGAAGAAGCAUAAGAAGUCUGCGAAGCACUCAAAACACAAAGAAAAAGCAGCAGCAGCAGAAGGUGCUGAAGGGGAGACGGAGGCAACACAAGAAAAGCCCAAAAAGAAGAAAAAACACAAACGGAAGAAGAGCAAAAACAAAGCUCCUGAUCAGGAUGAGGCAACAGGUGCCGAAAAAGAUAAAGCAAAACCAAAGUCAGAAGAUAAAGCUGUUUCCUCCUCCGUUCAGCUGACACCUGCAGGGGGAGGAGCUACAGGAAAUACAAGAGUUGAGCUGGGGAAGAGGAAACGUGCUACUAAGGAAGUGCCUUCCAAGUCUGGAGCUGAGGAGGGAGGAACCAGAAAAGGUACCGAUAAGGCCAACGCCUCAGAGGAGCACAGUGCCCCCAAGAGACAAAAGACUGACUCCAGUGCAUCUCAAAGUGCCUCCUGCUCCACCUCAGCCAAGAAGAGUCCUGGUCCAGGUAGACCCCCUAGCAGUGAGAGUGAAGAAGAAGGCGGCUCAAACACUCAGCGCUCUCGUCAUCACAGGUCAAGUCCCCGGGAACAACGCCGCCACCGUAGUGAGGAAUCGGGGCGGUCCCGUAGUCGUUCAUCAAGACGAGGGGAUAGACGGGGCAGCAGUCGUCGGCACCAUCGUGGCCAAACCUCCCACAGUCACUCUUACUCCAGCAGCUCGGAGCGCUCCUCAGCAGGCAGCAGUGCCUACAGCCACCGUAGCCGCAGCUACUCUGACAGCUACAGUGACUACAGCAAAGAGGGGCGCAGACGGCGGCGGUCUAAGCGUUCAUCAGAGUCAGAGUACGAGCGGAGAGGUAGCCGAGGGCGCAGACGAUCUAGGAGACACCAGUCCUCCUCUUCUUCCUCAGAUGACUCCCGCUCACGUUCACGCAGCUACAGCCGCAGAAAAAGGCACCGACGGCACCAUCGGAGCAGUUCGAGAAGCUCCAGCAGCUGGAGCCGCAGCACCAGCGCAAGAUCCAGGAGGCGCAGCUACAGCCGAAGCCACAGCUCAGCCAGCCGCUCCUCCAGCUCCGCCAAAGUCUCCCCUCAACGACGAGGCCCUAGGGGUCGAGGUGACAGUGACGCACAACGCAGAGACUUUAACCGCUCAAACAUCUACCGCUCCCAGUCUCCACGUUCAUCUUCAUCACGAGGCCUUAUCCGCAACACCCAUUCAUCCAGCUCACAGGCUCUGAGGCCUGGAGGAUCCAGAGAUGCAGGGGAACAGAAAAACUCCCUGACAGCACGGCAACUUCUGGAGAAGAUUCAGUCUAAAAAAAGUUCAAAUGAUUCUGGCACUGGAACAAAAACUGGUCUCAAGAUUAAAGACCCCCCUCAGGGCUACUUUGGCCCAAAACUACCCCCGACCCUGGGAAGUAAAGCCCUGCUUCCACUUUUUGGUAAACUGCAGGCAGGAAAGAAACCAGUGAUUCCUUUAACCAGACCAGAUGAGGGAGAGAAAUCAGGAAUGGGGAAGGGCUCUGAGGCUGAGAGAGAAGUUAUCCUGGUAGAGCCUAUAAGAGAGUUCCCUCCUCCACCACCACCUCCAGCUCCACCAGUCCAAAAGGUUGAGGAGGCUCCACAGAGCACAGUGGUACAUGAGGAGACGCAGCAGCCCACUACAGAAGCCCAAGUGCACCAAGAACCCCGGCCAUUGUUCGAACAGGAGCCUUCCAUAAUGAUGCCUCAGUACCAAGCAGAUUCAGGACAGGACCCCUCACAGAACCCCAUGAUGGAGUCCCUCAUGCCAGAAAUGCAGCAGCAGCCCCCAAUGCAUGCCUACCCUGCUUAUCCACCACCCAACCUGGAGGAGGACUGCAUGGAGGCAGAGGAGGACGGACUGGCUCCUCUGGAGAGUCAGCCCAUUACGUUCACACCGGAGGAGAUGGAGAAAUACGGCAAGCUACAGCAGGCUGCACAACAACAUAUCCAGCAGCAGCUUUUAGCCAAGCAGGUCAAGACGUUUCCCUCCGCAGCCGCCGCCGCGGCAGCAGCUGCCAACAUGGCCCCGGCUCCCCCUCCGCAAGCUCUGCAGCAGAUCCACAUUCAGCAGCCAACUAUGUCCCUAGCCUCCGGCACAUCAAUCACCACAGUGCAACACGCCAUCCUGCAGCACCAUGCUGCCGCUGCUGCCGCCAUGGGCUUACACCCAGGACAUCAUCAUCACCACCACCACCCACACCCGGCACAUGCCCAGUUGGCGCAGGUACAUCACAUUCCCCAGCACCACCUCACCCCCAUCUCCCUCUCUCAAUUCGGCCACUCUCUGGGUCACUCUCUGGGUCACUCUCUGGGACACUCACUGGGACACGCUGGGCUGAUUCCUGCACACCCGACAGCCUUCCUCUCUGGUCAGCCCAUACAUAUUAUCCCUGCUUCUGCACUUCACCACUCCCCUUUAGCUCUGCACCAUGUCCCACACGCAGCCCUCUACCCCACACUCUUCUCACCUCGGCCCUCACAGGCCGCUGCAGCAGCAGCAGCUCUCCAGCUCCACCCACUGCUACACCCAAUCUUUUCUGGGCAGGACCUCCAGCACCCACCUAACCAUGGCUCUUGAGUAAUUCUGAAAGUGAAGGAGUUAAAUCACAGCUCUGGUGGAAAGACUUUUUUUUCUGAUGAAGUCAGACUUGCAGUCAGUGUAACAAGAUGCUUGUCAAACCACCGUUUUACAGGCCCACACAGUGCAGUAAGUUGUAGCCACAAAGUGGUGCUGCUUGUGUUGGCUUUAAAAUUGACACUAAGACUUUUCUCAUGGUUUUCCCUGUACUUUUAAAGGCAGGAGGUCAAUUUGAAGCGAUAUUCCAUGUAGGGGGAAUAUUAACACGAACCAAUUUGUUUGAAUGACGAAACAGAGAAACCACUGGAGUUUUGUUAUUUGUUUUCCAUAUAAACAUAUUAUGAUCACAGUUUUUGCUUAUAUUGGUAGCCAAAGAGAGAUGUAAUGGCUGAGGCUAUAAGCAGAUAGGUCAGAGGAGGAAGCGGAGGAGGUCAAACAGCUUAGUCUGUAAUGUAAUUUUCAUAGUGAUGAUGCUUUUUUUUGUUCUCAUACGACUACUCGCUUUCUAUUGGAUCCCUGGUCUCUAAAUAAUUUGUAAUGCAGUAACUUGUACAUAUAUCAGUGUGUAAUGUGAAGAAUCCCACCAAUGAUGACCAUAUGUGAUUAUAGCUACGAUGUCCAAAUCAGCAUGACAUUGUCAUUUAGGCCCCCCUCUCCCUCUCAAGGGGAAAAGUAACACGGGGUUUUUAAUAUCCCUAAUGCUUGGAGGUGAAGAUCAUGUUCUCUGUGGUGAGGGUACACCUGAAUUAAUUGCACUGAAACCUGUACAUCAAACUGGUGCUUUUGCAUCAUGUAACAAUAAGAUUGUAGUAUACUGCAAUAACUGUAUUUUUCUGUUUUUAAAUUAUUUUCCAAAAUGCUCUUCAAAAGAAGGGCUGUGUUUUUUUUUCUUCCUUUUGGUGUAAUUUUGUAAAUAAAACUGCUGUAGAUUAACCUAUUAACAUUCUAGAGGUUUGAAACUGCUGUGGGGAUGUGGGGGGGGGGUGAGCAGGAUGGCAAGUUGGAUGGAAAAUAGACGCCAUGUCUUUUUCCAAGGUUAUUUCUAAAUUACCCCCCGGCUGAGAUGGGCUGUGACAGAAAAGGAUAGUGAUCUGUCAAACAGUAGCAACGCUGUAUUUUAUAAAGACUUACUCUGUUUCAGCAAAUAAAACAUUGAGUUCA